This is a messenger RNA of Hermetia illucens (black soldier fly), 1768 nucleotides long. RefSeq names its product probable cytochrome P450 9f2. The transcript has 4 exons. The coding region runs from base 124 to 1740 and encodes 538 amino acids. The record is from RefSeq and is a predicted model, not a curated record. Gene Ontology annotation, molecular function: monooxygenase activity; heme binding; oxidoreductase activity, acting on paired donors, with incorporation or reduction of molecular oxygen. NCBI's taxonomy places the organism in Eukaryota, Metazoa, Arthropoda, Insecta, Diptera, Stratiomyidae.
UAUUUAAAAAUAUAUACGCAUGCAAAAUUAGCUUAAUCUAAAGUUAACCAAGGCCACAUUGAGUACUCCAAGACUAGCUAAUAUUCGCAGUUAGUGAGACAACGUAAGAUAAGAUAAAUCGCCAUGACGAGCUUUGGUUGCUGCCCGCUGUCAAUGCAGCUGUUUGCUUUCGGAGUGAUAGCCCUAUUCCUAGUUUACAAGUGGGUAACAGGCACUUUCGAUUUCUUCGCAAAAAGGAAUAUCUCUUUCGAGAGGCCUAUCCCCCUUUUCGGCAAUUUGGGCGGAAUUGUUUUCGGGAAACAAACUGUGCUAGAUGUUGCAAGGAGACUCUAUACGAAAUACAAAAGUCAAAAAUACUAUGGAACAUUUAACCUUCGGACUCCAAUUUUAACAAUAGCUGACCUCGGCCUAAUCAAACAAAUCGGGGUUAAAGACUUUGCUAGCUUUCCUAAUCACAGAUCGUUCAUUGAACCAGAGGAUCAUGUCCUGCUCGCAACUUCAUUGUUUUUCCUGAAAGAUCAAAGAUGGAAAGAUAUGCGUACAACCCUCAGUCCGGCAUUCACCGGGAACAAACUACGACAAAUGCUCCCAUUAAUAUCGAAAUGUUGUCUAAAUGGUUCGGACUAUUUAUGGGAGAAAACCUCCAGGGACGACGGAAUGGAACUAGAUAUUAACGAUUUUUUCAUCAGAUAUACUGUGGAUGUAAUGGCAUCCACAGCAUUCGGUGUUGAGAUUAACUCUUUGAAGAAUGUAGAUAACGAUUUCUACAGGAUUGCUCGACAGAUUAUGCCAGUUUCUCUUUGGGCUACGAUAAGAAUCUUUUUGUGUUUAAGCUGCCGAAAGCUUAUGAGGUUCCUUAAAGUUUCAAUAAUCGACGAGAGCUUCUUGAACUAUUUCAAGAAGUUGGUCCUUAAUACAAUCAGCAUUCGUUCACAAGAAGGGAUUGUGCGUCAUGAUAUGAUCAACUUGCUAAUGCAAGCACAGGAAGAAUAUACGGAGCCAAAAAUAUCCGGGUUUGAUUCUAAUCUUGAACACCCAGCGGUUGACGAAUCCAAAUCCGAUCUAAACCCAGUUAAUAGUAAAUGGUCCGAUGACGAGAUUGUCGCUCAGUGCUUCAUGUUUUUGGCAGGCGGGUUUGGACCCACAUCAUCGACCAUGAGCUUCUGCGCUCAUGAAAUUAUGGCUCAUCCUGACGUUCAGCAGAAACUACUCGCCGAAAUCGACAAAACUCGUGAAAGCCUUAAUGGUAACCCAAUAACAUAUGGAGAUUUGGAAAAGAUGAAAUAUUUGGAUAUGGUAAUAUCAGAGACAUUACGAAAAUGGCCUACCAAUGUCACCACAGAACGGGUCUGUAGUCGAAAUUACCAAAUUGAAAAUGUGGACACCGGUGACAGGGUUGAUCUGGAACCAGGACAAAAUGUUGAGAUUCCAAUCGCUGGAUUGCAUUAUGAUCCUGAAUAUUGGACUGAUCCUGAAAACUUUGACCCGGAACGAUUUAAUGAUGAAAACAAAAAAGAUAUAAAACCUUUUACGUACCUACCUUUUGGAGUUGGUCCCAGGAAUUGUAUAGGGUCUCGUUUUGCACUAAUAAUGAUGAAGGCAUCCCUAUACCACCUUCUGUCGGAAUUCACAUUGCAGGAAUCAUCGAAAACACAAAUUCCAUUAACUCUGGUGCCCCUAGGAAUUCAAUACACAUCAAAAGGAGGUUUUUGGAUGAAAAUAAAGCCGCGGAAUAUUUGAGAAAAAGUGGAAAUAUGACAUCAAUAAA